ACCGGCCGAUGUAUUUCCACACAAUGGAGGCCUGAAUCAGAAGCGACUUCCAGACCUCAAGGUGCAACGAACUUAAAGCUCGAACAACGAAACAGUGGACAGUUGGCACUCUCCGAUAUAACCGACUGGCCAGGAAUCGAAGCCGUUGCCGACUGGCCAAGAAUCGAAGCCGUUGCUGAGUUUAACUUUGGCCAAGAAUCGAAGCCGUUGCUGAGUUUAGACUACGUACCGGACGGAUUGCCUGGCAAAACACCUUCAAAGAUUGGGAGAGGAAAUGGAGAAGUCCCACCUGUCUAUGUGACCUACAGGAGGAAACGGAGAAGACCCACCAUAUGUAACCUACAUGAGGAAAUGGAGAAGACCCAUCUGAUCAGAAGCAAGAAGACAGCUAAUGUCUGCUAUUAA
Messenger RNA from Rodentolepis nana, 405 nucleotides. NCBI's taxonomy places the organism in Eukaryota, Metazoa, Platyhelminthes, Cestoda, Cyclophyllidea, Hymenolepididae. The record is from the annotation of a GenBank genome assembly.